AUCCUCCGUAUCAUCUGCGACAAGCAGGAUUACACCCGCGAUCUUGCUGCAUUGGCCAGAACGUGUCUCGCCUUUCGCGAACCUGCCCUCGAUGCUCUCUGGUGUUCACUGGACGACGUUGACCCGCUGCUCCGGUGCCUGCCUCAGAACUUGAUA
Molecule: messenger RNA, 156 nt
Organism: Coniophora puteana RWD-64-598 SS2
Lineage: Eukaryota; Fungi; Basidiomycota; Agaricomycetes; Boletales; Coniophoraceae
Exons: 1
Source: RefSeq, a predicted model, not a curated record